AAGCAAUAAUGAUCCAUCUCAGUUCCAAAACUCAUCGAAUUACAUUAUUGAUCGUCAAGUCUAAUAAACACAUACCAUGGCUCCUUCUUGUUCUUCUACUGUUUCAGCUUUGCUGAUUGUUGCUCUUCUGGCUAGCUCUUUCAUGGCUACCUCGUCCGCUCGUACUUUCUACCAAGACUUCGACCUUACUUGGGGUGACGGUCGUGCAAAGAUUCUCAACAAUGGGAAACUUCUUACUCUGUCCCUUGACAAGGCCUCUGGCUCCGGCUUCCAGUCCAAGAGGGAAUAUCUAUUCGGAAGCAUCGAUAUGCAGCUCAAGCUUGUUCCUGGAAACUCUGCCGGCACUGUCACUGCCUAUUAUUUGUCAUCUCAGGGCCCAACUCAUGAUGAAAUUGAUUUCGAGUUCUUGGGCAACCUCAGUGGAGAUCCUUACAUUCUUCACACUAACGUUUUCAGCCAAGGGAAAGGAAACAGAGAGCAGCAGUUUUACCUCUGGUUCGAUCCCACCAAGGACUUCCAUACCUACUCAAUUCUCUGGAACCCCCAAAGUAUUAUAUUCUCUGUGGAUGGAAUUCCCAUCAGAGAGUUCAAGAACUUAGAGUCGAUUGGUGUUCCUUUUCCUAAAAACCAGCCAAUGAGAAUCUACUCCAGCCUCUGGAAUGCAGACGACUGGGCCACGAGGGGCGGGCUCAUCAAGACAGACUGGACUAAAGUUCCAUUUACUGCAUCUUACAGAAACUUCAAAGCAAAAGCUUGUGUCUGGUCGUCUGGGGCUUCGUCUUGCAAUUCCCAGUCAUUGGCCUCCACACGCAACUACAACAAAGCCUGGUUAUCACGGCAACUGGAUUCCACAAGCCAAGAGAAGAUGAGAUGGGCACAGAGGAAUUACAUGAUUUACAACUACUGCACCGACACAAAACGCUUCCCUCAAGGCCUCCCUCCAGAAUGUGUCCACACCAACUGAACAGGGAUUUCAAGUUAAUUUUCAACGCUAGAAUCAAGAGCUAGGCUUUGUGUACAAUACUCCAUUCAUUCAUUCCUUCCUUUGAUCUUUCUUUUGUAAUUUUCAAACCCAAAUUCUUAUCAUGCAUUGAUUAUUUUCUUGAUUGGUAAUAAACUCUAUUAUUGAUUUUUU
Molecule: messenger RNA, 1135 nt
Organism: Nelumbo nucifera (sacred lotus)
Lineage: Eukaryota; Viridiplantae; Streptophyta; Magnoliopsida; Proteales; Nelumbonaceae
Product: xyloglucan endotransglucosylase protein 1-like
Biological process (GO): cell wall biogenesis; xyloglucan metabolic process
Cellular component (GO): cell wall; apoplast
Molecular function (GO): hydrolase activity, hydrolyzing O-glycosyl compounds; xyloglucan:xyloglucosyl transferase activity
Source: RefSeq, a predicted model, not a curated record